Molecule: messenger RNA, 1425 nt
Organism: Paramuricea clavata
Lineage: Eukaryota; Metazoa; Cnidaria; Anthozoa; Malacalcyonacea; Plexauridae
Source: the annotation of a GenBank genome assembly
AUGGCAAACGACACGGAACUCAUUAAAUCGCCGUUCAUUUGGAGUAAAACACAGACGAAUUUGUCAAAACUUCUCAAAGAAUACCCACUGCCUCAGAUUGUUCGAGUCGUGGAUGGCUUCUGCAGCAAAAACGAAGACACAAUCUUAUAUGACGAACAGAUACUGGCCUUGCACGAAAUACAUUCAGUACGGAAGCUAAUUGGUACGGACAGUUCGGAUACGCAAGUAGCUAUUGCAUUGUCGUGCCCAACACAAGUCCUAGUCUGCCCGUCCAAAUGUAAGUACAUAGCAUGUAAAGUCGAAAAUUUUCAAUCCAUUUUUCCUAACAUACAAUACGUACGAGUGAAAAGCUUCGGGCCUCAAUCAAGGAAUGCCAAUAAUGAAAGCACGUUCAAAGUUGGUGACAUAAUACAAAUUCAAAACAUUGACAGAAAAAAGAGAAGUGUCCUUUGUCAGAACACUGACACCAAAGGAGACAUGACUCUAUCCUACAACUCCCCGGCGAUUUUUACCCCCUUGCUGAACUGCCAGAAAUAUACACUCUCGAAAGUUGUAACCAACUACGGGCUGCCAUCGAGGGUGUGCUUUGUAAGCACCCAUUCGCAGGCUGAUCAAAACUCGGAUCAGUGGAACAGCGCGUUAACAGGUCUCACCGAAGCGGUCUUUCAUAAAGUGGUAACUGAAGUUAAAGUUAUCGCAACUACCGUAGGGGGAGGGAUGGGUGAACUAACGCACUAUAUAGGUCUACCGACUGACCUACCCAUCCGCUGCGCAGUCGCAGAACGUUUCACUAAAAAUGGUGAGAAUUAUGAAGAUUUUCUUCAAACGCUACACGCAGGUUUCGACAGCAAAAACAUUUCAGAGAGAGCAAAUGUGUUCCAGAAAAUAAGCCGUGUAAAGAUACACGAUUCUUCCAAUAUUAUGACAACCGUCUCACCACCGCAACCCGACACCUUACCGAGUCUUGUACGAAGUACUGCGCCGAGAAGUCAGCCCCACGUUUCUCCAAAACCGGGGAGAACAGAGACAAAUUAUUCAAAUAGUUAUGAAGAAGUUAAGCCAGCAUGGUGUUCAAACUUCAAGCAAGAAUUUGCGGAUCCUAGUUUACUCCUAAACAAACAAUUAUCUGAAGUUCACAGUGAAUAUGUCAUCCCAAUGAUACCGCCAAAUUUACAACCUCAGAUCAAGAAAUUUGUAAUACACAAACGAACCGAAAUGGAUAUGAAGCAUGUUUAUGAAGAAGUGGAUCCAAAAUUGGAAUGGGAUUCACAUUCCAGGAAGUUUGAAAGAUCUGCGAAUUGUAAAUCGCACGAAGAUCCGCAAACGGCAUCAGGAAAAUCAUCAGAAAUGCAAUUUGCAGCAAUAAUUACUACAGGUGAUAACUACGACAUCCGGUCGAUACAAAUAUUAGCAAAGUUAGACUAG